GCACCGCCUUCCGCUUUCAUUUCCCUGGGGUGCCCGCGUCUCCCGGCUCUCCGGAGGGCUCCGCCAAGCUUCCAGGAUGUUCACCCAGUCCCGUGCCUUAGAGGUAUACCUUUUCCAGCACUUCAAGAAACAGAAAGUAGACAUUGCUUAUGCCAUAUCCAAGCCUUUUCCCUUCUUUGAAGGCCUCCGAGACAGCUCCUUGAUCACCGAGAAAGUGUAUGGGGAAUCCCUGGAAGCCUUUUGGAAUCAUUCGCCCAUCUCAGUGGUGGUGUACAAGAUCCUCACCAUGCUGGAAAAGACAUUCAGCCUGAUGGUUUUGCAGAACCUCUUUAGUUAUAUCAACCUGCAAGAAUACCCCAAACUGCAGCAUUCUUAUCAAAGCUUCAAAAAGGCUCUCACUGAAUAUGGAGAUGGGUGCAGAACAGAUCCUAACCUCUUUGAGGUCCCCACCAGCCUAGCAGAUGGGCCCUCCUCCCUCCAGAUUCAGACCUUGGUCCCCAAGAAAAUCAGAACACACACAUGUCUUCGCGCUGAUCUGGAAGAAUCUUGCAGUCUUGCAGGCCCCAGCAUGGAGCUUCCAAGAAGCAUCCAGAAACAAAGAUUCAGUCCAGUAUCCAGUGAGAACCUGAGCUCGCUAAUAAUAGUUAACGAAGAUGUUCAAGAGAUUCCUAGUGUGGCUCCAGGCCCAGUACCAGAUGAUACCUCUGAAGCAGAUGACCUCAUAGAGAUACAGGAGGCCCCUCAGACACCUCCCAAAACACCCAAGAAAGCAAAGAAAAGAAAAAGAAGUGUCUGGUCCACUCCAAAAAAGAGAAAGUCCAAAAAGUGUCCCCUCAAAGCAGGGACAGCCACGCCUGGUCAUGAAAUUCAAGAGCAGCAGCUCCAGGUGGAAGAUUCAGCUGCCCCAAGGAUGGUUGACACCCCCAGGGACGUGACAAACAUGACAAGGUCCCAGCUGAGAAAGACCAAGUGUGCCCAGGCACUCACACCAGAGGAGAAAAAAUCGAGCCUGUCAAGUCCCUGUAGAACAUCAAAGAGAAAAGAUGUACCUGGCAACAGAAUCCAAAAGCAGCAGCUCCAAGUGAGGAAUAAGGCAACCCCAAAGAUGGACGACACCCCUGGAGAUGUGAAGAUCAUGACGAGGGCCCAGAGGGCAAAAACCAAAUAUGCUCAAGCGUCCACACAAGAGGAGACACCCACACGAAGGCGGCUGAGGCGUCGUCUUAAACAUGAGAGAGUAAGAGGCAGAGAACAGGCAAAGGUUGACAGUCGUUCCCACCUCCUGGCACAUGUGGGGUCUCUGUGUCAUGAAUCCAAGGAUGGAUUCCAGAAGCGGGUUCAGAAGACAACCCCACCUGAAAUUACCAGAGAUGAGCAUGAGGACUUUCACUUACCAGUGCUUCCCGUGACCUGUGGUAAGGCCAGAGGACUGUUAUACAAGGAGAAAAUGAAAAAGGGAAGCACUGUGAAGUGCAUUCAGAAUGAGCAGGGACGAUGGCUCACACCACAGGAAUUUGAAGGAGAAGGGCAACGGGCCAAGUCCAAGAAAUGGAAGAGAAGUCUCAGCUGCAGAGGGAAGACGCUGGAGUAUCUGCUGAAGGAGCCAGACUUGCGGGAGUGUGAGGUGUGCAGCAAGCAGGGACCCGUGAUCCUCUGUGAUGCCUGUGACCGAGCAUUCCACGGACACUGCCACAUCCCCCAGGUGGAGGCAGACAGGAGGCCAUGGAGCUGCACCUUCUGCAGGAUGAAGGAAAUUUCUGGAAGCCAGCAGUGUCUCCAGGGAUCUCAUGCCCUGGACAGGCGAAUGAGGCCAGAGGAGCAGUUGAAAUGUGAGUUUCUCCUCUUGAAGACCUACUGCCAUCCUCAAAGUGUCUUUUUCGUGAACAUCCCACACAAUAUUGAAGAUUAUGGCGAGCCCUUUAGGGAAGCCAUGUGGCUGAACCUGGUGAAGGAACGGCUAGCAGAGCACUCUUACACUGUGUCGUGGUUCGUGAGGGAUGUGCGCCUCAUCUUCCAAAACCAUCGAGAGUUCUACAAGACUUCUGAUUUUAGUUACGUGGGCCUGGAUUUAGAGGCUGAGUUUGAAAAGAACCUCAAGGAGUUGCUGGCUCUUUGUUGUACCCAAGAGAAUAGGUUCUGGAUUCCUGACACUGGCCUGGAAUAA
This is a messenger RNA of Suncus etruscus (white-toothed pygmy shrew), 2164 nucleotides long. RefSeq names its product SP110 nuclear body protein (gene SP110). Gene Ontology annotation, biological process: regulation of transcription by RNA polymerase II. Gene Ontology annotation, molecular function: protein binding; DNA-binding transcription factor activity, RNA polymerase II-specific; DNA binding. Gene Ontology annotation, cellular component: nucleus. The record is from RefSeq and is a predicted model, not a curated record. Bases 77 to 2164 code for a protein of 695 amino acids. NCBI's taxonomy places the organism in Eukaryota, Metazoa, Chordata, Mammalia, Eulipotyphla, Soricidae. The transcript has 19 exons.